AUGGGGUUUCCACUGUUCUCUACUGGGAAGAUCAGCGGGACCAAAGCAGCGAAGCUCAAAGCCAGUUUCAGCCUGCUCCAUGACACCUUGAAAAGCUCUCAGCAGUCAGAGAUCUGUCUGUGUCUGUCUGUGACCCCCAUCUCCCCACCCCAGCUCUCAGCAGUCAGAGAUCUCUCUGUGUCUGUCUGUGACUCCCAUCUCCCCACCCCAGCUCUCAGCUCUCAGCAGUCAGAGAUCUGGCUGUGUCUGUCUGUGACUCCCAUCUCCCCACCCCAGCUCUCAGCACUCUCAGCAGUCAGAGAUCUGGCUGUGUCUGUCUGUGACUCCCCAUCUCCCCACCCCAGCUCUCAGCAGUCAGAGAUCUCUCUGUGUCUGUCUGUGACUCCCAUCUCCCCACCCCAGCUCUCAGCAGUCAGAGAUCUGGCUGUGUCUGUCUGUGACCCCCAUCUCCCCACCCCAGCUCUCAGCAGUCAGAGAUCUGGCUGUCUCUCAGCAGUCAGAGAUCUGGCUGUGUCUGUCUGUGACUCCCCAUCUCCCCAUCCCAGCUCUCAGCAGUCAGAGAUCUCUCUGUGUCUGUCUGUGACUCCCAUCUCCCCACCCCAGCUCUCAGCUCUCAGAGAUCUGGCUGUCUCUCAGCAGUCAGAGAUCUGGCUGCUGCAGGAGGCCAAGCGGUUCAGAGCAGAGCUGGAGCGCCAGCAGAGAGAUCUGGAGGAGGCUGAGCAGUUCCCUGAGGGGCCGGACACAGAGGUCAGCCGCAUGAGACAGCAGCUCCUCAAGUUCCACAACGACCUGCGACAGGCAGAGGAGAGGGACUACCAGAUGAACUACCAGCUAGAGUGUCUCACAGAAGAGAAGCUUUGCCUGGAGAAGGAGUAUGAGACUCAACCCAAACCAGUUGAGCUGGAGAAGCGUGCGAAGGCCCUGAAGGACAGCAGUGAGGAGCUGAGGAAGGAGGUGUCUCAGAGGAGACAGGAGAUACACAGCUUGCUGGAGGACGUGGAGGCCAGACACAAACUGAUGACCAGGGAGCAGAGAGAACUGGACCACAAGAAGGACAUCAUAGUAAACAACCAGGCUGAGUUGGCCCAGCUUCUGUCUGUGCCUGGCCAGCUGGGGAAGGAGAUUGAGAGGAUCAACAGGAAGAAGAUGGACGUUGAGAAAAGUAAGGCGGCCCUGGACGAGCAGCUGUCUGAGGUGGCGGCUCUGCAGAAGAUGACGGAGGCCCGCUGUCGCUCCCUGGAGGAGGAGAAGAGGGAGGUGAGGAGGCAGGUGGAGGGGCGCAGGGCACACCUGGAGGCUGCCGAGAGGGAACACAGCAUGCUGCAGAAAGAGCAGGAGAUGACCAAGGAGAAGGAGGUCAUUAUGAUGGGACAGAGAGGUAUGCUGGACAUCAAUACAGGCCACUGCAUCAUGGAAAGGAAGAGCGUGCAUGAGAACCUGGCACGAAAGCAGCGUGAGAGGGACCGGCAGCUCAGAGAGCUGAAGAAGGUGGAGCUGCAGCUCAAAAUGGCCCAGGAUGCACUGGUCCACACUCAGCUACUGCAUGACAAGACCAAGUAUACGAGGGAUGCCAAACCCAAAAGUGACAGGAUUCUAAAGACGAGACAGGAGAUACAGUUAGAAGUGGACAAGCUGAAGAGAAACUUGAUUCAUCAGCAACCAGUAGCUGAGGUGGAGACCCAGCUGAUAGAACAGUGUGUGGAACAGGAGAAGGAGCUGAUGAGACAGUCUCACAGACACAGAGAGGAGCUCCACACCCUCUGUUGUCUGACUCAGAUCAAAGCUGAUGAGAGAGAGCAGAAGUCCAGGGACCGCCACAGGGCUGAGCAAAGAUACAAUCGCAUCAAGCAAGAGGUGAGAGGCAAGAGUCUGGUGAUCCAUGAACUCAAGAAGCAGAACCAGGAGGUCCAGUCCAGGCUUGGUGUGUUUGCCAAGCUGUACGACAACAUCAAGGGUGAUAGGAACAAGUGUAUGAACCUGAUCCAGAUGGCCUCCCAGAGAACAGCUGAGAUGAGAGAGAAGUUCAAGAUCCUGGACAACGAGAUUGAGAUCCUCAGAACCAACGCCAUCAACAAAGAGAAGCUGCUCCAGAAGUCCCGUCUGAAGCACUUCCACAGCCACACCGUCAGAGACAGCCUGAGGAGCGACAUCUCCAAGGUGACCCAGGGGCUUCAUGAGAUGAGACAGAAGAGGGAGGAGCAGAAGCUGAACCUGGGCCGGCUGACCCACAUGAUCAACUACCAUGAACAGAACCUGCUACAGAUGAGGAAGAGCCACGACAACGCCGUGCAGAGUCGCAAUGACAGGUGA
This is a messenger RNA of Salvelinus fontinalis (brook trout), 2310 nucleotides long. RefSeq names its product coiled-coil domain-containing protein 146-like. The transcript has 17 exons. Gene Ontology annotation, cellular component: cytoskeleton. The record is from RefSeq and is a predicted model, not a curated record. NCBI's taxonomy places the organism in Eukaryota, Metazoa, Chordata, Actinopteri, Salmoniformes, Salmonidae. Bases 1 to 2310 code for a protein of 769 amino acids.